GGGACAGACAUUCUCCAUUCUCUUGCCGGGCAGCACAGUCUCUGUCUGGGCAGCCAUGAACAGCCGCAGCGCUGCCUGCCUCCUCCUCCUCAUCACCGUCAGCAUCAGCCGCCUGCGUCCCAUUUUGGACAAUAAGUGACAGUGUAGUGUCUGUGAAGAGUGUGGACCAGCUGACAGUAACAUGCAGCGUCUUUAAGUCUCAGACGGCGGAGCUCGGCAGCAGCAGCGGCGGGAGAGGGCAGUAAAUAGACGGCGGAAUGGUGGAGAGGUGUGUGCGUUUUUCUGGGCUGUGGUGUCUGACGGCGGCGGAGAGAUGCUCUGAGCUCUGGCAUUAGACGGCAGCUGCGCACCGAGCUGCUCUCGUCCCCUCCCCUCCCCUCCUCACCCUCCUCCUCCUCCUCCUCAGCAUCAUCUCUGGUCUGCUCGCCCCGACCAUUCACUGAAACCGGGGAAUCGGCUCCACACUGCUCGCUGUGCUCACUACCACUGGCGUCCUGCACGGGAAUUUGACACAACCAGAGAGAUGUUCCUUUUCUGGAAGUGGGGGACUGGAUUAAAAAGUAAUUGUGAGCCUCAACGUGGACUGUGGUUUUAGUGAUUGUGAGCUGCUCACUGCAAAGCCGUGUGAUUGUGCUUGGCUCAGCACCGCUGCAUUCUCAGCCAACUUCUUCUUUCACUAGAUGAUUAACAGUCCACAGGAUUACCAUCCAUGGUUUCUGCCCUAAUCAAGACUAUAUCAUCCUACAUUGAAAAGAUUUGCAAAGGAAUGUUUACAAAGAAAUUGGCAAACCCAAUAAAGAAGAAAGAGAGAAGUGAAAAUAAAGAACCUAAAUUGACCACCGAUGUGCAAGCAAACAAUCCAAAUCUAUCUACUACACUGAAGACCACAGUGAAAAAGAUUUCCAAAUGCUCUUCGGCACGUAACAUAUCACUUGAAGACGACGACGGAAAGAACGACUGUUCAUCUCUGUCACCCACUUUUAGUUAUCGUGUAGCUAUAGCAAAUGGACUCCCAAAAAACUCUCCUUUUUUGAACAAUAAUGAAUGCAUAUUUCCUGAGGUUCUUUCAAUUGAUAGUAGUUACUCUGACUCUUUGAGUGAGACAAAACCUGUCCGGAGACUGGAUGAGCAUAAAUCACACACCAUGCCAGUAAGACGAAAUAGAAAGAGCCUCAUUAGUUUGGCUCCCUCUGAUGGCAGCUCUGAAGGUGAAAGAGUGGAACGCUCAAGUCUUCACACACUUAGACUGGGUGCUCUACGCAAGUUAAGAAAAUGGAAAAAGAGUCAGGAAUGUGUCUCUUCAGACUCAGAGGUGAGCAAUUGGAGGAAAACCCUGGGCAUCCGGAGCAAAUCCUUGGACCGUGCUGGACGUCAGCAGAAGAGUUCAACCCUGGAGCCUGGUUCCUCCUCCACAGGUUGCAUCAGUCAAACACAGGAUGUUAUGGAGAUGAUUUUUAAGGAGCUUCAAGGAAUCAGCCAGAUAGAGACUGAACUGACUGAGUUGCGUGGCCACGUCAAUGCCCUAAAAAGCUCCAUUGAUGAGAUCUCCAGUAGUGUGGAAGUAGUUCAGAGUGAGAUUGAGCAGCUUCGCUCAGGAUUUGUCCAGUCCAGAAGAGAGACACGCGAUAUCCAUGACUACAUAAAACAAAUUAGCCACCAGGCGAAUAACUCAACUUUGCGGUUUCUCAAUGUUCCUGAAGAAAGGUCAGAGAAAACAGAAAGCGUAAUAUAUAAAAUAUUAAAAGACAGAAUGGGUUUUACUGAUGCCCGUAAAAUAAUAAAAAUUGAACUUGCUCAUAGGCUAGGUCAACAAAGAGAAUGUUCUAAUGCGAAACCCCGCCCCAUUAUUGUCAUUUUUGCAACAACUCAAGAUAGGGAUGUAGUCUUGAAAAAAUGCUAUAAACUUAAAGGAACCGGCAUCACAGUUUCUACUGAUAGUUUAACUCAUGAUGGAAAGGAGAGAAAAGACAAAGCACUGUCCUCUUCACAAACAUAUGAAAGCAUGGAUCUAAAGGUUUCAGGGAAGGAAAAGGUAGUGGAGAGUGAUGACUGGGACUCAAUGGACAGUGAUAAAGAAUUAGAUGAAUUAAGCAGAAACAAAUAUGCAAUGGUGAUAUCCAAGCCUGUUCACAAGAGUAAAUCAGAGAAGAGACGGUCACAUGACCAUAGCCAGUCAGGAGAAGAAGCAGGCUACUCAGGAGCAGUUCAUUAUGCUGAUGACUCUUACUAUGACACAGACAAGCAUGCUAAGGCAUACUACUCUGAUAUGACCCCUGGUUGGCUUUCCCAGAGUGACUAUUCCUCCCCUAAACUUAGCCGAUCAGAAUCUGACUGUUCAAAACUUUGCCAAUCAUACUCUGAAGACUUUUCAGAGAGUCAAUAUUUUACACGUGCUAAUGGAGGCUCCUUGUUGUCCUCCUCAGACCAGGAAUUGUGGCAGAGAAAACAAGAAGACAUGGCUUCCUCAUGGUAUGCUAGCCCCAGUCAUCAAAAUCAAACCUAUGAACACAAUGAGGUUGAGACAACAGAAACGAUUGACAGUGGAGUGAGCAAUGGACUUGUAUGCAUGUCUGGUGAUAGAAGCCACUAUAGUGGCUCUCAGGUCUCUCUGCAAGGUGAUCUGUCACCCUGGAAAGACUGGCAUCAUCUGGAACAGGGUGCAGACUCUGGCUUGGAAGCCUCCAUAGAGGUCAGCAGUCCAUUUGACCCUUCAACCAUCCCAGGUUUUCCAGAGAACAUAACUAAAUGUCAGGAGGUUGAUUUACAAUUUGAAGGAGAUGAAGAAUUCAUGAUGUUUGACAGAGAAUCUUCUCUGCCACCUGUAACCACCCAUGUCAUUCCUCACAUCGCAGAGCGUGAGCCUGUCAUCAAGCCAUCUGCUCGGCAGUCUAAAGAGGGAUGUAAGGUGAGCACAAAAGAAAGCAUGAAACCAUCAUCUAAAGAUGCGCCUAAAGCUGCUGCUAAAGCAACUCAUAAACAAACUAAAUUGGCUCCUAAAGAAGAAAGCACCAAGAUAUUACCAAAGGAAAGCCCCAAACUAACCGCAAAGGCUACACCUCAAGUGACCUCUAAAGCAGCUCCUAAAGAGUCAUCAAAAGAAAUUCAGAAAUCAGCAGCUAAAGAAUCUUCUCUUAUUAAAGACAGUUCUAAACAAACAGCUAAAGGUGCAACAAAGCCCAUUGUUAAAGAGGUAUCUAAAAUUCCAUCUAAGGUAACCUCUAGUGAGACUGUAAAAGUCACACCGAUUAUGUUUUCUAAAGAAAGUCCUAAAGAGUCACCUAAAGACAGCCCUAAAAUAACUCCAAUUGAAAGCCCUGUCUUAACACCUAAAGAAUCCCCCAAAGAGUCCCCAAAAGAAUCCCCUAAAGUCAUAGCUAAAGAGUUACCACGUGUUCCAUCUAAAGAAGGUCUAAAAGUGGCUGCUAAAGAGGUCACCAAAGAAGCUACAAAACUACCCCCUAAAGAAUUAUCAAAACUACCCCCAAAAGAAGCAUCAAAAGCAACCACGAAAGUGGCACCUAAGGAGACUGGUACAGUAUCCACAAAAGACGUUUCUAAAGUUCCACCUAAAGAAUCACCACUUGUAGUUCCUAAAGAGAAUUCUAAGGUGCCCCCAAAAGACAGCCAUAAAGCUGCCUCAACAGAAGCCCCUAAAGUAGCACCCAAGGUAGCCUCGACAGAUGCCCCCAAGGAUACCCCAAAAGCAGCUCCCAGAGAGAAAUUCCCUGAACUGGAUGUCAAUCAUAGUUUUCAUCAAACCCAGAAUAAGUCUACAGCUAUGUACCGCAGUCAGAGUGAGAUUCGGACAGAGAAGGUUGAAGAGGUUCCAAAGUCUUGGAGUAGUAGGCUCAGUAUAGAUCUCAGUGAGAAGUCCUUUGGUUUUGGUUUUGGCUCUACUCUGCAGAGGGCUAAGUCAGCUCUAGAAGUUGUAUGGAAAUCUGGUACUCCAAACACCCCUGCUCCUCCUGAGGAGCCAAUCAAUCCACCUUCAUCAUUCAUGGGACGUUUCCGCACCCUGUCCACCUCCACUGCAAAUACCUCUAGUACGGCUACAGACUCCGAUGUCCACAAAGAGCCUAUCUUCUACAAGGCAGAGGAAGAGAAACCAAAUGUAGAAGCAAAAGCUGGUGAACAACAAGAGGAUGGUGAAACCCACUAUGUUGAAGUGAUGGAGCAGGUACUAGCUAACUUGGAGAACAGAACUAAUGCAAAUGAAUCAGAUGAGUUUACACAACAGUGUGAGACUUCUCAGGACUAUAAUGUGUCUGAUGACAUUGAGGCAUUAGACGAUAAUGCCUUUCAGGAUUUUGAAGAUUCUCAAGAUUUUGAUGAAAGCAAGAAUUAUGAGGAAAGUAAAGAGGCACAUGUUCUGGAGUAUGAUUGCAGUUUGGAUGAUCAAUAUGAUGAAGAGUACAUUGAGGAAUAUGAAACCGAACUCACUGAGGAUACUGCUGCAUAUGAUGCAAUGGUGGAGUAUGUAGAUGUUGAAGAACCAGAUGAGAUGACUGAGGACAAUGAUGUUACAGAGGAGAUGGACGAGGGUGACGAGGAGCUAGAGGAGGUGGAUGAGAUAAUAGAGGAAGCCACCGAGGUGGCUGAAAAAAUAGAACAACAGCAUGAGGAUGAAAACAAAAAUGUUGCAGAGGAGAAGCCCAUAGAGGCCCCACCCAAGAAACGAAUCCGGCCUACAUUUAAGGAGGCAGCACUCAGGGCCUACAGAAAACAGAUGGCUGAACUGGAGCAGCAGAUCCUGGCAGGAGACACCAGUGCUUUGGAUUCUCAGCCUCGCAGUAUUUUGGAUGUCUGCAUGCCUGGUUUGCAGACUGGAGGGGCUGGCAGUAUUCUUUAUGGUAUUGACAGUAUGCCAGAUUUACGUCGCAAGAGGACAAUGCCUCUUGUCCGAGACCUGGCCUUGACCCUCACUGCUCGAAAGGCAGGCAUCUCAUUCGCUCUAGUGAACCGGUCCACCCUGAAUAAUGAGGACCUGAAACUGCAUGUGUUCAAGAAGACUCUACAGGCCUUGAUCUACCCAAUUUCAUCCACAACACCGCAUAACUUUGAGGUGUGGACAGCGACAGCGCCCACCUACUGCCAUGAGUGCGAGGGGCUGCUGUGGGGCAUCGCCCGUCAGGGCAUGCGCUGCUCAGAGUGUGGCGUUAAAUGUCAUGAGAAGUGCCAGGACCUGCUCAACGCGGACUGUUUACAAAGGGCUGUGGAGAAAAGCUCCAAGCACGGGGCAGAGGACAAGACCCAAAAUAUCAUAAUGGCUAUGAAGGAGCGCAUGAAGAUACGAGAAAAGAACCGCCCAGAGGUGUUUGAGGUGAUCCAGGAGAUGUUCCACGUCUCCAAAGAGGAUUUUGCCAGCCACCUGAAAACAGCCAAGCAGGCUGUGCUUGAUGGGACCUCCAAGUGGUCUGCCAAAAUCAGCAUCACAGUCAUGAGUGCACAAGGCUUACAGGCCAAGGAUAAAACUGGCUCCAGUGACCCUUACGUCACCGUCCAGAUCGGUAAAACCAAACGCAGAACGAAGACCAUCUUUGGCAACCUCAACCCGGUGUGGGACGAGAAGUUCUACUUUGAAUGUCAUAAUGCCACCGACCGCAUCAAGGUGCGCGUCUGGGAUGAAGACGACGACAUCAAAUCGCGGGUGAAGCAGCACUUUAAGCGCGAGUCGGAUGACUUCCUGGGUCAGACCAUCAUUGAGGUCCGCACACUCAGCGGGGAGAUGGAUGUUUGGUACAAUUUAGAUAAGAGGACGGAUAAGUCUGCUGUGUCUGGUGCUAUUAGACUCAAGAUCAGUGUGGAGAUGAAAGGGGAGGAGAACGUGGUCCCUCCCCAUGGCCAGUAUACCUGUUUACAUGAGAACCUGUUCCACUGUCUGACUGAGGUGAAGAACAACGGCGUAGUGAAGAUCCCGCAGGUGAAAGGGGACGAGGCGUGGAAGGUGUACUUUGACGACGUGUCUCAGGAGAUAGUGGACGAGUUCGCCAUGAGAUACGGAGUGGAGUCCAUCUAUCAGGCUAUGACGCACUUCUCAUGUCUGUCCGCCAAGUACAUGUGUCCUGGUGUGCCAGCAGUGAUGAGCAACCUGCUUGCUAAUAUCAAUGCCUACUUUGCCCACACGACCACCACCACCACAACCACUGCGUCUGCUUCUGACCGGUUUGCUGCCUCUAACUUUGGAAGGGAGAAAUUUGUGAAAUUACUGGAUCAGCUGCACAACUCACUGAGGAUCGAUCUCUCCAAAUACCGGGAAGAAAACUCUUCCUGUAGAGCUUACCCCGUCCAAUUCUGA
Messenger RNA from Solea senegalensis (Senegalese sole), 6295 nucleotides. RefSeq names its product protein unc-13 homolog C (gene unc13c). The transcript is spliced from 16 exons. Gene Ontology annotation, molecular function: calcium ion binding; diacylglycerol binding; calmodulin binding. Gene Ontology annotation, cellular component: plasma membrane. Lineage: Eukaryota; Metazoa; Chordata; Actinopteri; Pleuronectiformes; Soleidae. The record is from RefSeq and is a predicted model, not a curated record. Gene Ontology annotation, biological process: chemical synaptic transmission. The coding region runs from base 710 to 6295 and encodes 1861 amino acids.